Molecule: messenger RNA, 8638 nt
Organism: Argiope bruennichi
Lineage: Eukaryota; Metazoa; Arthropoda; Arachnida; Araneae; Araneidae
Product: diuretic hormone receptor-like
Exons: 14
Coding region: 1680-3143 (487 amino acids)
Biological process (GO): adenylate cyclase-modulating G protein-coupled receptor signaling pathway; cell surface receptor signaling pathway
Cellular component (GO): plasma membrane
Molecular function (GO): diuretic hormone receptor activity; G protein-coupled peptide receptor activity; peptide hormone binding
Source: RefSeq, a predicted model, not a curated record
GGCACUUUGGAUGGAAACUGUUUCUUGUGAAGUGUGAAGACCGGCGACGAAGCGCUCAUUCCGACUUUCGCGUUUCUCCGCUUCCGAGCGCCUUUGUUCUACUGCAUUUCCUUGGCUCCACAUGUGCUGCUGACAAGCUACGAAUCGUGCAUUUUGGGGAUGAAACUUCACAAUGUAUGAUAUGAAGAAACGAGAGUUAACUAAGUAGAUUCGACAUCUCAAAACGUUAUUAACAAAAGACAAUAAGUGAUUUAACUUGUUUCUUUGUUUUUGUGAUAAUUUUGGAUAUGAGUUCAUUUCAUUACAAGUGAAUUAUUUUUCUUCAAGAUAAAAAUUAUGUCAUUCUAUUUAUUCAUUUUCUCUUUCAAAUAAGAUAUCACUAAUCACUUUCGGAACUAUAAAAUGUGCAGAUAUUAAAUAAAAAGAUGGAUCAUGUUUCAUAAUAUGUCCAUUAAAUGUACGAAAGAUAAGAAAUGAUUUUUCAUUACCAAGCAUCUGUUAAGAUAAAAAAUACGAUGCAUGCAGGAAAUUGUCAUUUUUUUAUUAUCUGAAUUUGAACUGGUUUGAACUACGAAUUAAGUGGCUCUUACGAAAUUGCAUAUCAUUUUUCAAAGAUUUUUUUUCUUUACAUGAAGAAAUGCUAAUCUAUUUGUGCAGCAUAUUUAUUCCACCACUGCAUUUGUUUCCACUUUUCAACAUUUCAGACGAAUUAUAAACAAAUUAGUGAAAAAAUUAUUGAAUCUGACAAUUUUGAAUUAACGCAAUUAACGGUGAUUGUGACAUUUUCUUUGCAGUAAAUUUUCCAGAACUUCAAGGUUUUUGUACUCUGCACCAAAACAUUCUGGAUUAUUUGACGAGCUUAAAUAAAAUUAAAUGCAAGAAAAUAUUUUUCUUUAGAUAUAUUGCACUCUCAUAUCCACACGAUAAAAUGUAAUAUUCAAUUCUUCAUUUCAAAUAGUUUGAAGAAGCAAAAACUGAAAAUUACCGCAUUUUAUUAACCAAUAGACUGUUUGCAGAUUUCAAGUAGAAGUUCGAAUUUCAUCUGUUUUAAAUGCUUUUUUCCUGUACUAAUUGUUGUUGUAGAGACAAAUAAAGACAAUUGCAAGCAAUCUGAAUAACAAAACAUCUCGGAUGUCACGUUUUUCUGUUCUCAUCAAGAUCAUUACAAGUCUGAAGUUUUUACCUUGUUUGAAAGUAAAACCGGAAGAUGCCAUCAGUGCCAACGUUUUCUAAGAAACAUGUGUCUGUGCAACGUUAUUUGAGAUAAAAUAUCAGUGUUCUAAUGCCUUCUACUGAGCAGUUUGCAAGGUGUUAUCUAAGCGCGACAGUAUGAUCAUAAAUUUUGAUCUUCCUCCUCUUAUCUAAAGCAAACAUUUAAUUCCUUUCGUAAGGCUGCAAAUUGCAGUUCUUGCUGUCGAUUAUUUCAGUCAAAAGUUGCCUGUGUGUUCGAAACAACUUAGAAGUGAUACUGAAUAAUUCUCGAUAACUGACGUUUUUUUAUACUGCAUCUGAUCUCAAGUUGGUGGACUAUCAAUAACAAUUGAUCUACUGCGGCAUUUCAUAAGAAGCAUUGCGAUGUGAAAGAGUGGGAAGUAUACUUUACUUACAGAAUUAAUAUAAUAUUUGUAAUUAUGACUAAGUCAUGGAAUCGAUGAAAGAAAUAUUUCAAUAAAGCAAAAAUGGAGAAACUUUUUGAUUUGAAUGAUACUUUGGAUUUUGACGACUAUUCUUUGCUGUUCAAUGAAUCGUCUAUUUCCGUUGAAGAACUAGACUGCAUGCUGCGUCACUACAACAAGACAUUUUCUGAAGAAGAUGAUUUCUGCAACACGACGUGGGAUGGACUAUCCUGCUGGCCUGCAACUCGGGCAGGAACGACAGUCAUCAUCAAGUGCAUGGAGUUCCUCAACCGAGUGCCCUAUGAUACCACUCAAAAUGCCACUCGGGAAUGUCAUGCCAACGGCACUUGGGCGGCACGCUCCGAUUACUCUGAAUGCCGACCGCUGGACCAAAAGGACGAAUCUUUUGAGGUGUUAUGGGAUGUGAAAGAUGCUCACACCAUAUAUUCCAUUGGAUAUGGGCUCUCCUUGAUAGCUCUAGCAAUUGCACUAUGGAUUUUCAUGUACUUCAGUGAUCUUCGAUGUUUGCGGAACACCAUUCAUACAAAUCUUCUCGUCACAUAUCUCUUCAUCGACCUGACAUGGAUAAUUACAGCCGCCCUGCAGACCAGUACAUCACAAGAAGCAAAUAAGGUGGCUUGCUUCCUCGUCAUUCUCUUAACUUAUCUGAUGGGCACAAAUUUUUUCUGGAUGUUUGUGGAAGGUCUGUACCUCUACAUAUUGGUGGUAAAGACAUUUUCAGUUGAGACAGUAAAGCUACAUGUAUAUGCUGGCAUUGGUUGGGGUCUCCCUGCUGCUAUGGUCAUCCCAUGGGCGAUUGUGAAAUCUCAAUUUUCUCACAUAGAACGCAGCGAUCAGCACACAAGAGCAUUUUCUGUGAACGAGUGCCCUUGGCAGAAUAAGGACCAUUUUGAUUACAUUUUCAUUUGUCCAGUGAUUUUAGUUUUAAUGAUCAACAUCUACUUUCUUGGCAGGAUCAUGUGGGUUCUCAUCACGAAACUUAGGGCAGCAACGAGCGUGGAGUCGAAGCAAUACAGGAACCAGAUAAAAUCCAACAGACACAACGUCUCGAAUUAUUAUAUGACGAAAGCGGCCAAAGCUUUGCUGGUGCUGAUUCCUCUUCUCGGCGUCACGUAUGUCGUAGUCAUCGUCACGCCCGCUCACAGGACGGCCAGGGUUGUCUUCUCCUAUGCUCAAGCAAUUCUCCUCUCCACACAGGGUUUCACUGUUGCUGUGUUGUAUUGUUUCAUGAACGGUGAAGUUCAGAAAUCUGUUCGUCAUCACUUGGAACAAUGGAAAGAUCAGAGAGGCUUGGGAGGUGGCCGACGUCAAUUGCGAUGCGAAGGUUCCAGCACUGCUGAUGGAUUUCGGCUGUACCCUAACAGAGGCGUCAGGGACAGGACAAGUUGCAUCAGUUUGUCGACUAGCGGGACCUGGCUAAGCACUUACAAAAGUCCCCAAACAACAUCGACAAGACCAAGCAAUGGAUCGUACAGCCCUGUACCAGUGAAGGAAGAUGCUAUCUGAACAAAUCAUGUAUAGCAAAUUGAAACAGAUCAUAAAAUCACAUUAUGUGUGGUUUUCCAAAUAACGUUACAGAUAUUCUUCUAAACAACGGAAGUUUAGAAGACUACGAUAGCUUUUCGGCGAUCAUCUUACUGAUUUACUGAAAUUGCGAGGAAUCAUUCUUUGCAAAUGGCAUGACACAUGAAUCUAAGAGCAUAUUCGGAAUCUUACUUUGCUCUAUAUUCAACCUGUGUGUUACAAUGUGUGUCUGUUUUAUUAUUGUAGGAUUCUAAUAUUUCAAUGUGUGUGAUAGAUUAUCCAUGUGUUCGAAUAUUACCACAGUCAUAUUUCUAAACCAACUGCAGAAACAAUUCUAGAUUCUGAAUUCAGUGUUAUCUGAAAUAACUGAGAAAUGCUCGCUGUUUUGUGAAUCCCUCUUUUUGAGAAAGGAAUUCCAUGCGUUUUGGAACUACCGAAAUACUAUGUGUUAAAUGAACUUUCUAUAUUUCCUUUUUUCAUGUGUGUGUGUUUAUGUGUAGAAAAGCUGUGUUAAAAACAAUGUGCAUAUCUGCUAUCCGAAUUAAUAUUCAUUAUUUAUGACUUCAUGAAUGUUAUAACUGAACGGCGUUAUUUUCAACUCCGUUUCACGAAUUAUUCACUAUUUAUUUACAAAAUGAUUCGUAAAUGAAAAUAUGGCUUAACCUUGAAAUUUUAGCUAUUACAUGUAUUCAAUGUUUGCCAUUUAUUUUUUAAAUUAAUAAUAACCAAAAGCAUUCGAUCAACCAAAUUUUGAAUAAUUCAAACAAAUCAUGGAACGUUAUCUAUAGAAAAUAUCUGAUCAUUUAUCUUUUUCCUGUAUAUCAUUGCAAAAUCCAUCGUUUCCCACGUUUACUAUAAUUAUCUCUGUUAUUGUGAAAACCUGUAAACUUAUAUGGUAUAUUAGUAAAGUGACAGAAAUUUUCUACCGGAUAUUUUGAAAAAAAGUGUUUAAAAUUUUUCUGUAUAUUUUCUUUGGCUUAAUUUGGUUAAAGAAAUUUAUUUCAGUAUCAAUGAUAUCAUACCAUGGAAAUUGUUUGCAGUCAAAUAUCUUUUUAUCAUAGCAAACACGAUAUUGCUUCCGCUUACAAAUUAAUGUAUGCAAAUACGUAGAAUUAGAGAAUCAACUUCUGUAAAAAGUUACCGAUUCAUUUGAUAGAUGUUUGCAUAUUGAAGUUCAUAGCAUUGCGAUAAUUUAGCAACUUUAUUUCAGUGUUUUUACAUUCUAUUGGCAAAGCCUUAUUUUCUGUGUUGUUAUUAAAUAUGAAUUAGUUUUAAUUCAAUCGUCCUAGAAUACAGAUAGUUAACUUUAUUGAAGUAGAUAUGCAAGCCAUUCAUUUUUUUACAUAAUUAAAUUAAAUUUGUCAAUAAUUUAACGCACAUCUAAAGCAUUCGAUUGCAAAUGUUCAACAGCACAAUUAAACUUUAGAUGUAUCUUUUGAAGUCUUCAUAAUACAUAUACUGAUAUACUGAUCUCGAAAAUGCUUAUUUUGCUGUAAUCAUAGAAUUAAAACAAGGUAUUAUAUUACUAAAAAUAAUAUUUUUCACUGAUGACAGUAAAUCGUAAAAUGAAUUUAAUCAUUCAUUCUGACUUCAAUGCAGGUCAAAUAAUAAUUUUCCGCUGCGUAGAUGUUUAAUACGUUUUUCAAUUUAUUCUGUCGUAGAGUAGCUGAAAACGAAUUAGCGCAUCCAUACUGUUUCAUUUGAUAUCAAACUGCUUCAAAAGUUUUUUUUUUUAUCUAUUGGUUGACUCAUGGUCGGUAAACUCUUCGGAUACAAUGACGGGUUUGACUCGCGCAUCGAAUUAUUAAAUUUUUAAUUUUAUAUCUGUAAUUAAGGGAAAGUAUCAAGAAUUUAAAUAAUAAAAACACUUAAAUAUGUUUCAAUGUCUUUUAUUAUUAUUUUAAUUCAGAAUAAAUGUGCCAAAUAGGAUGUGUUAUUUAAUUAGGAAGUGAACUAAAUUCACAGAUCAAGGUAUAAAGAAAGAAGAGCCAAGUUUUUCAAUCAGUUUAAUACAAUUUAAAAAUUUACUGGAUUGGCAAAAAAAUAAAAAAUUACAAAUUAUCCUAAACUGGAAGCAACAGAGAUUACAAAUUACUAAUGGUGCAUUACGAAUAAUAGUAAAAUGGAAAGAAACAAAUGUAUGUUAUAUAGGAGGAAAUAACUAGCGAACUUCUUGAACUUUCUUUUCUACAACUGUCCUUCUGUAAGUUCAAAUGCGAUUUUAAGUUACCAACGACAAUGAGGCCCCUCAGUUUAAAGCAAAUAGAAUUAAUAGUUGCAAAUAACUGAUCCCAUAACAAGUAAACAACAAAAAUGCCAAAAACAAAGUUUUUCUUCUUCUUCUAGUGAUUAGAUAUUGUGGUUUAGUAGAAAUUCCUAAUCACAUGUAAGAAGAAGAAUGAAAAAUUUUCAUUUAACACUCUUUAAAAAUUACAGGCAGUGUAAAAAUAUAUUUUUACAAAUAAAAAAUUAUAACAUGAAAACUAUUUUUAAUAAAUUUUAGUUUUACUUAAACUAAGAAAAAUGCAUGCACAAAUUGUGUUGAUAUUUGCGACAAUAAAACCUAGAAAUUCUUGAUCGUCGCACUUGGAACUGGUCUUUUUAUAAGUUUUGCAAAGGUAAUUUUUCCAAAAUAGCAUCAUCGAUUGAGCUAAGCACUUUAAAUUAAAUAUGGCUGAAAGUUAUUGGAUAUGCUGAAAAGUGAAAACUGAAACAACUUCUUCUGAAACAGAGAUCAGACGUUGCUUUCACCAGAAACACGUUUUGAUUCUACUUGCUGAAACUAAAAUCAAUAAGUUUCCUAGCGUCUCGAAAUUUCGAAGGUGCUGUGAAUGAAAUUAAAACUUGCAAAGUAAGUUAAUUCUUUAAAUAAUUUUUUAUAAUUCCUAUAUACUUUUUCUUUCAACUUUUUUUUUUUCGGAGGAACAACAUGCACUCGAAGAUUCCGUGUAACUGGCUAGAUGCAGUUGAAAUUUAAAUAUAUUCCUAAGAUAUGAUUCUUUAAUGGGCACGAACAAAUGCAAAAAAUAUGUUAAUAAAUUAUAAAUAAGUUCUGUAAUUUUACAGUAAUUUUAGGAACAUAUAACAAAGAAAAAUAAGGAUAUCAUGUCAAAAUGAAUAUACUUCAUUUUAAAUUAAUAAUUUUUUUUAAAUUAAUGAUUUGUGAUAGCGGCAAUAAAUGGCAUUAUUAUUCCCUUCCUUAUUAAGAAUGAUAAAGCUUUUUAUAUUUUUAGUAAUUUUUUAAAGUUAGCCCUAUGUAUUCAUUUAAAAAAUGUUAGAAAUUUUGAUAGAUAUUUUUUGUUUGAAAUUUGGCAAAGUGAAAUAGAUAGAAUAUUUAAUUAUCCUUUAAAAAGAUUUCGAAAGUUUGUAGCUUGUUAUGCAUAAGUUAUAACAGAAUUUAGAAAUAUAUUCAUUGCGUAACAAAGAUAAAUAGUGCUGCGACAAAAUUUGAUAAUCGAACCUCCGUAUUCGUUGAACUUCAGUAUUAAUGAUUAAAAAAAUCCCGAAAUUGCAUUUUAUAUAUUAAUGUUGUCACAAAAUCGAUUUCUUUUUCGUGAAGUAAAGAAAUAGGCAUAGUAAAAUCGAAUGUGAUAUUACUUCAUAAAAUCAAUGCACGCUUUAUAAAAUUGCUCCUGACAAAUUAACUUUCCAUUAAAAGUAUGAAGAUCUAAUGGAUCAUAAAAAAAGGUAACGCAACGUCUUUAUUAUUAUUAUUGCAUAAAAAAUAUAGACCUUUCAAGAAAGCGUACAUAAAAACAAGGGAAAAAAGGAUCAUUUCAUAGAAAUUAAUACAUAAUUAAAAAUUAUUAUUUUACCCAUACUGAUAUAAAAUAUACAGAUACCUUAUUAAAAAAAAUUUUUACAUAUCUAUUGGAUUAAAUGAGGUAAUAAGAAAAUGAUAUUCAAGAUGCUUAUGGAUAUUACUUUUUUUUAUUCUUUUUUUUUAGAUUUCGUUUAAAUAAUUCGUAUUAUGAAAUGAUUUUUUUUUCUUCAAAAAAUAUGUUUUUGUUUCAACUCAGCUUCAAAUAUUUUCAAGGUUAUUGUAUUUUAUUGCUCGUUAUUUGUCAUUAUUUAGGGAAAAGUUUGGAAUUGUAUAAUUAAAAGAUAAUGGAGAAGAGUUUUAGGUCUCUGGAAGUAAGACAUCAUGAUAUAGGUCAUAUUGUAUAUAUUUUGCAUUUGGAGACUGAGUUGUUUCAUUAAUUCUGGUACUCGGAACUCGUAGGGUUCUUGCUAUUUCCAUAAGGUACACGUGGUAUAAAGCAAUUCCUACCUCGCUGUCAUUAUGCCCGAAUCACUGCAGCCUAGUUGGUUUUUUGAGAUUCCAUCAAGCCAUGCUGCUAUUUGUUUGGAAAACGAAGAAAUUUUAAUGACCUAUCGUUUGUAAUUAUUCAUGCUACAAUUUAUCUUUCAUCAUAUGCUCGAUCAUGUACUCCGUGUAGUAAUAUUGUGUUGCAUCUAUUUCUCCGAAAUUGCAGAAAUUAUUAUUGAAGAAUUUGAACCUUUGGAGAUAAGCAGAGAAAAAACCAUGAUCGGAAAAGAAAACGCAUUAGUCUUAUUUUAAAAUAUCUUUUCUUAAAUUUACCUUUAUAGAAACAUUUUAUGGAAACCAAGUACUUGUACUCGUUAGCUACAUCUGUGUCCCAAACUGUUGUUUAUCAUAUGUCAUUAUUAUGCAUUUGUUCAAAGCGCCAUGUAUCAGCAACAGUUCCAGUUGUUACCUCAAAAUGCCGUAAUGCCAUACCUUGUUGGUUUUGAUAUAACGCAUUUCGAUAUAUCAUCGACGAUUUGUCCGACCUUAAUAUAUUUAGUAUAUUACACUCGUGCACUUGAUAUUAUUGCAGGAAAAUUUGGUGAAUUGCAUCAGCUUGAUCUCAUGGAUUCUGUCAUACUUUGAACAAUUUAUUUUUCAGGAUAGUAUUAAUGAGGAAAAUUGGAUUGAAGAAUAAGAUUGUCCUUCAAACCAAAUGAUGGCAACAUUUAGAUCUCAAAUAUAUAAUGUUACAGAAUGUGAAUACAAAAAAAAAAAAAUGACACGUUUAUUAAUUGGCUGUUGAGUACUUGAUCCGAUACUUGUGGUCUCUUUAUCAAUUUUAAUUUUAUAAACUAUUUUAUAAAUUCCAAAGAAAUGCUUUUAUUUUCCAUGGAAGAUGCUAGGGGACCAUAAAAAAGGAACUAUGGAAUCUUUGAGUCCCACGAACUGGAAUCUUAAGAUUCACUGUGAAAUGAGUAUUUGAUUGAAUAAAACUUUAAUAAAUUUUUUUGUAUAAAAUUUGCAUGACUUGUCAUAUGUCCUGUAUUUAUUAAAGCCUUCAAUCUUAUCUCAUACAUUAUUCAAUGUCUUUAACUGAUUUUUUUCCAUAUAUAUAUGUAAUGGUUAUAUAAAAUGUUUUGCAUGCAAAGAAACAACAACUUACUAUGUGUAUUUGUGCUUUGAUCUAUAUCCGUUAUAUGCUGAUCGUAUUCAAUUUCUAUUUCUU